AUGAAGCCGCCUGUGCGCAGACGUGCCGCCCCCCAGCGCUUUGUGGGGUCAGACCCAGCCCCAGCCCGGACAGCCCCAAUACGCUUGGCAUGGAUGUGCAAGGAGAAGGUGGAUCUUCUGAGAGGUCUUAAGGCCCAGGUGGAUCAAAAGGUCCCUGACCCGCCCAUCCAAGGGCGGAGCCAAUCAGAGGUGUCCUCCUAUAUCGCUUGGUUGCGUGGCCGCGCUGCCCGGGAGGCCGUCCAGACCGUCUAUGAGAAAUGGGUACAGGACAGGAAGGCUGAAGAGGCUGAGACCCCAGUGCCUAUUGAGGUAUGGACGGAUUUAGUGUGCCAAAUGUCCAAGCCAACAGAAGAAGCUGUGACCGCUGCCUUCUCGCAGAUGUUGACGAUAGCGUCUACCGAACCAGAGACUCUCCGUCAUUCCAUACCCAGUAAAGAGCCCCGGAAGCGUGCUUCUCGUGCCAAAAGCCCUGCCAAGAAGAGCUCACAGCAGGAAGUGUCCUCAGGGGAGGGCCCUGGCCCCUCAGGGGUGGGAGUUAGCAGAUAUAGAGGAUGAUCGGUGGAAGAAACUUGACUUUGAGAAAAUUUAUAAAUAUCUUUCCAAGGUGGCCACAGGGGAGACCCUUCCGAAGCUGUCUGAAUAUGAAUCGGCAGUUGUCCUUCAUCUCCUGCACUGCAUCCCGGACCAGCUACAGACUCUGGAUGCCCAGCCUUUAAGUGACCUUCUGCGUAAAACCUACACGAACAUGAACAAGCCAACCAGAUCCGAGAAUUCAGAGCAGGAAGAGACCGCAUCGGACUCACAGGCGCUGGACUGGAAAGAUUUGGGCUUUUGCCCCUUAAAUCCUUUUCUGCUGCCUCUUGAACUUUUGAAACCUAAAGAGAAAACUGUGUUGCCUUCUUGA
This is a messenger RNA of Staurois parvus, 904 nucleotides long. Lineage: Eukaryota; Metazoa; Chordata; Amphibia; Anura; Ranidae. The record is from the annotation of a GenBank genome assembly.